GCCCCUCUCGGAGAGGACGCUCUCGUCACGUGACCAGGUGAGUUUACGAAGCCGAGAAAUCAGUCAGAUUCGCGACGAUCUCCUAAAAAUGUCACAACCAUGACGAGCAGGCGACCCUCCGCGGUAUGGCUCACCCACACGACCCGUGUGUUUUAGAGCAGUUUCGUGAUUGUUGUCGUUGGCAGACACGUUUAUCGGGACGCGGCGGCAGAUCAGAGAGGAAGCGGACAGAGACAAAGAGAAGGGCUCUCGCAGCGAGAAUGCUUCGGGCCUAACAGAAGCCAAGAGGAAAUACAGCAGAGACGACUGAAGUGUGAAAGCUGCCGAUCAAGAAGCUGUGCCUCCCGAGUGGACGCUACUAAACGAGAGGAGCCGUAGCUGGGAAGAACCAUCGAGUUGUCUGGAGCUUUCUCUCUCAAUCCUCUUCCAAUGGUUCGCUGGUUGAGGCCAUGGCCUCUCAGUCAGGCAACAUGAACCGUGAAGACCGGAAUAUGCUCCGUAUGAAAGAAAGGGAAAGGAGAAAUCAAGAAAUCCAGCAGGGAGGAGAGGCCUUUCCAGCUAACUCUCCCCUCUUUCCUGAACCUUAUAAAUCCUGCAAGGAAGAUAAACUCUCAAGUCGCAUCCAGAGCAUGCUGGGAAAUUACGACGAGAUGAAGGAAACCAUCGGUGAACCCCCAAUCUCCAAACUCAUUCCCAAAGCCUCCAGCUCCUCCUCGGACGAUAAAUCCGGCCAGUACGCUGACCAGCGUAGCGGAGGUGCCCAGAGUCAGAACAGCAAAUGGACUCCAGUCGGCGGCAUCUCUUCCACAUCCUGCCCGUCGUCCUCCGCUUCCUCCUCCUCGCAGAAGCGCUCAUCCGUGCAGGGCAGCCACGGCAGCAGUCAGCGCAGCGGCGGUCAGCGGCACGAGCGAGACUAUAGCAGCAGCAGCAAGAAGUCCAGCAAGCACGGCUCCGAGAACAAACCCCACUCCAGCCCGGCCAAGGGCUCCAUGAGCUCCGGCGGACACUCGCGCAGCCGCACCAAGUCUCCCAGGGACAGAGAACCCAACUGGGACUCGCCCUCAAGAGUUCAUUCCUUCUCCAGCGGACAGCAUCCCAGCCAGAGCUUCCCGCCCUCGCUCAUCAAACCCAGCUCCAUGCUCCAAAAACCCACCGCCUAUGUGCGGCCCAUGGACGACCGGGAAACGGCCGAGCCCAAGACCUCCUCGGAGUCGUACGGCGGUCAAUCACACAGCAGCGCCGUGGGAGAAAUGAAGCCCAAUGGCAAGGCUUCCCUCACCAAGCUCAAGAUCCCGACGCAGCCUGUCGAUGUUUCAAUGGGAGCAGAUGCGAGCUGUGUUGAUGAAAUAUUAAAGGAAAUGACUCAGGUCUGGCCUCCUCCACUAACAGCCAUUCACACGCCCUGCAAGACCGAGCCGUCAAAGUUUCCUUUCUCCACCUCCAAGGAUGCCCAGCACCCGUCUUUUGGGGCACAAAAAAAACUCUCAGGAAAGAGCACGUCCAAGCCAUCCGACAGCGAGCAGUCUAACACGCUGCAUGAAGAUCUGAAGCUCAGCAGCAGCGAAGACAGCGACGGAGAGCAAGAUCCUGCUAAAAACCCCUCGACAAGCAACAACAGUAAUAACAGCGAGGCUCCUGAACAAGUGGACACCAGCAGUCACAGUUCAGAGAGCAGCUCUGGUUCAGACAGCGAGAGCGAGAGCAGCUCUACAGACAGUGAGAACAACGAGCCUCCUCGUCCUGCGUCACCCGAGCGGGAACAGCCCACGGCUAACAAAUGGCAGCUGGACAACUGGUUCAAGAAAGUCAAGUCGCCCCCUGCUUCUCCAGUGGAGAACCGCAGCACGACGCCAACAAAGUAUAAGAAAGAGGGGCGAGGAGAAAACUCCAGCAGGGUCUACAGUGGCUCGGGUUCAAAAGACGUGGCGCCCUCUACUGGGCGAGACCUCCGGCCAAACCAGAAGGGGCAAGACAGGCGAAGUCAGAGGUCUCCCGCUCAGAGCGAGGGGGGGAGUCAGAAGGGGCGGCGACUGGAGGUGGGCAAGAAGCAGCCUAAAAAGCCAGACAAGCCACCUGUGGUGGAGGAGCCGAAGGGUGGGCUCAAGGUGGAGACCGAACCCUCGCCCGAGAUCCCGUCACAUAGAGUCCGUGCACCUAACAAGGGCCUCCGCAAGCCCAACAUCAAGAAGGAGCCCAAAACCUCCUCCCCUCGCCCGGCGCAAGACAAGCGCAAGAAAACAGCCAGCAAGUCGCGUGAGUUCAUAGAAUCCGAUUCGUCAUCGUCCGACUCGGAGGGCAACGAAAGCGUCCCCUCGUCUUCGCAGACGCCGAGAGAGCAGUAUGCAGAGAACCCAUCUGUCCUGUUCUCGCCCAUGCUUUCCCCGCUGAGUGACCAAGAAGGGAGGCUGCCGCCCAGACUGCUGGUGCAGAUCGACCUCAGUCUGCUGUCCAGAGUGCCUGGUCGAGUCUACAAGGAAACUGAGGUGAAAGCGGAGAGGGGCUCCCCUGCGGAAGGAAAAGACUUCCAGAAACAGCCGGCAGAAAAGGGAGCCAGCAAGGGGAAGAGAAAACACAAGAAUGACGACGAUAGUCUCAAACCAGACAGUAAGAAGUCCAAGCCGGAUGAAAAGUCGUCACACAAGUCGAGCAGUAAAGACUCGUCUAAGCGUGCUCAGGACAAAGAGAAAGAGUCUGCGCCCUCUCCUUCGAUUACGCUGCAGCGGACGCCUAAAUCUGAGGGCCGCAAGCGGACGCUGAGCCAGUCCUCGGCCUCUGUACCCAGCACCAGCAGCAGCAAAGACAGCAGCAAGAGCAGCUCCAAACACCGCAAAGGCGACGACAAGCCCUUACGCAGGGAUGCCAAGGAGAAAAGCACUAAAGCAGAGAAUCCCAUUGCAGUGCCGCCCCUCUCUGAUGGCUCUAAAUCUAGAUCCAAACUCCUCUUUGAGGACAGGGUUCAUUCGGCUGAUCAUCACCUUCAAGAAGCGAAGAAGCUGAAACACAACGCAGAUGCUCUGAUGGACAGGUUUGAGAAGGCCGUGUAUUACCUGGACGCUGUGGUGUCUUUCAUCGAGUGUGGAAACGCCCUGGAGAAGAGCGCCCAGGAGGCCAAAUCACCCUUCCCCAUGUACGCAGAGACCGUGGAGCUCAUCAAGUACACUAUGAAGCUGAAGAGCUACCUGGCGCCGGAUGCAACCUCUGCAGACAAAAGGCUCGCGGUGCUGUGCCUGAGGUGCCAAGCGCUCCUGUAUCUGAGGCUCUUCAAGCUACGCAAAGAAAGUGCACUGAAAUACUCUAAAACACUAACUGAACACUUGAAGAAUUCGUUGAGUAAUAACCAAGCUCCAUCUCCUGGAGUAGCAAAUAAGACAGCGGGAAUGCCGUCUCCGGUCUCUCCUAAACUCUCCCCGGGCAGUGCGGGCAGCUUCUCCUCCAGCAGCUCCAGCCAGAGCACCAGCUCCUCCGUCACCAUCCCACAGCGCAUCCACCAGAUGGCAGCCAGCUACGUCCAGGUCACCUCCAACUUCCUCUACGCCGUCGAGGUGUGGGAGCAGGCCGAACAGCUCGCCAAAGAGCAGAGAGAGUUCUUCACCGAUCUGGACAAGGCUAUGAGCCCGCUCAUCUUCAACACCAGCAGCAUGACUGAGCUGGUGCGAUUCACGCGGCAGGGCCUGCACUGGCUACGACUGGACGCCAAGCUCAUUCAGUAGAGCGGCUCUAUCUGUAGCCCCUCUAUGCCUACGCAAAACACACACACUCGAUCUGCCUCAGACAUCUCUGUGACACUGUGUUCAUUUCUACACCAGCUUGCCAAAAAUGGAAACACUCAGUGCCCCGCCCCUCCACCACAGACCCUAUGAAUAUUCAUGAGAGGGGAGGCGGCCAAACCGCACGUCUGUCAGAGCGCUCAUACACUGCAUCGUCCUGCUCAUAUCAUCGAACCGAAAAGAAAAACAGCCUGCUUUCUUACUUUGACUGUCUUUUUGGUUUAUUUUCUGCUAGCUAUAAGCAAACGAGAAUAAUAACUGGAUGUUUAUGGCUUUUUAUUUCAACCAAAGUACCUCCCUUUAACCAAAGGUGCUUUAAAAUUGAGGUUUUCUCCUUUUAUCAUUUUAUUGUGCCUUGUAUUUGAUAUACAGGAAACCGAGAGACACAGUAUCUUGAAGUACACAUGUAGACUUGUACGCAGGGUGUGGAUUGCCAAAGCCUUGUAAAACGAGAAGCAGAAAGAGCGGAUAAUGAACGCAGUGCUGACUGAUCGUCUUUCUUGUAGACCAGACCAAAAGACUGUUCGGCACCAUAUCAAGGCAUUAUUAUUACCAAUGUGUUUUUUUUAUUUUUUGUUUGUUUAGUUUUUUUGGCCUGGCUCAUCCACGGACGCCACAAAGGAAUUAUAGCCUGUCUACCACAAACUCCCAGGCCAAGAUUUUUAUACGAAAUGUAGCGCUCGCAAAGGUGUCACUUUCUCGCUCUUGAUUUUCUGGUAUUAAACGCAGGAGUAUUUUAUUACCUUGGCUCAGCCUAAUAUAGAUUUUAUUUAGAUAACGGCGAAUCGCUUGGUUCCGGGUUGCGUUUUCACUCUUGGGCAUGGAUACAGGGUUGCAAUACGAGAUCAGAGACGUAUUUCUAUUGUAUAUGAAAAUAUCAUAUUUAAAUAUUUAAUGUGAGUCUUUGAGGUUGCCUUUAUAGUGUUGUAGUCACCCGUGUGUUGCAGUUCUUUUAAAAGAAAAGCAGUCAUGUAAGGAUAUAUUUAUGUGUUCUAGCAGUUUUUAUAUAUGUACAUAUUACAUCUAGUGAUUUUAGCGCAGACCGACUCUUAAUCUACACACGCAGUAAAUCGGAUCGAAACUCGGAUGGGUUUAGCACCAGAAAGAGGAAAAGUCAAUCCAAUGCUGGAAACUUAGCGUCUCUUGCACUAGAAUCUUUCCUCUAAUUGGCUCCCAAGCUGUUUUUUCUGUCUAUGCAGAUGUUUUUCUCGCUCGUUUGUGCUGUAGCUAACGAGGACUCCUGCCAAUUAAAAUUUUCAGCAUUUGAAACAAACUUCUAGAGGUUGAACAUUUAACGGCUGGCGACUAGAUGCAUCACCGAUGACCCUCAAUCUUGAUAAAACCAUCAUUUUGAUUUAGAGAGUCGAUGAACUCAUUGUGUGUUAUAGGGGGAGAGCUCUGUUAAUUGUGCUUUUAUGUAAAUGAAUUCAUGCACUAAUGUGAUUUCUGUACCAGAUUCAUGAUGAUAAAGUAACUGCGUAUGAAUAUGGGUUGUUAAAAUGAUUUUCCCAUGGCCUUUUUGCUUCUCCAGACAUGAAGUUGUGCUGUGUCCGUUUUUAUUUUUUAUCUUUUCCACUAGAGUUCAUGGUAGUGCUUUUAGAGGAUCAGACUGACUGAUUAAUUUAAAUCCAUCUUUAAUUUUCUUUGUGAUCAUAACUUUACCGAGGGUGAGAGUUUCUCUUUUUCUUUCGUCCAGUUGAAAAAUAACACUCGCAUGUUUGUAUUUAAAUACUAAGAUGUACAGAUGUACAUAAAAAUGCUCUUUUAGGGUAAAUUUUUAAGACGAUUUAACAUUUGUAUUAAUUGUAAAUAGAAUGUGAAUAUAUUAAAUGCACACUUUUUUUUCCCUCUCAGAACACUGUAUGUUAUUGAUGUCAUGUUCAGGUUUCCUGUGCUGUAUGGACAUGGCUUUCUGUCAUUCAAAUGGUGAUGUCGGUCAGGUUGAAAUGGGCUAAAUGCAGUUGAUUAUAAGAAAGAUCUAGCAUUAGUGACAGGGGAACUUCAUCAUUUUGAGCGGUUCUCGAUGUCGGUAUGUAGUACUCAUUUUAUAGUGAUCUCAAAACAAUCAUUGACGAGCAGUAUAACAUCAAUUUAGUUUUAAAAGUAUUGAGAAGAGAUUGACGAGAAGAAAUCUACAUAUAUAUAUAUAUAUAUAUUCAUAUAUGGAUGCAAUAUGAUUUAAAGGUACUCUUAUGAGCCUCGAUUAUCCAAACUUGUAAUUUAAACACUUUUUUUUUUUUUUUUUGGUGAAGUGAGUAUUACUAAUGGAGUCUGUUGCGAAUCAUCUUUGUAUUUUGCUGUAUUGAGAAUAAAAUAUAUAUGAUUAAAAGGUUUUGGCUCUGAA
Messenger RNA from Cyprinus carpio (common carp), 6111 nucleotides. RefSeq names its product AF4/FMR2 family member 4-like. Gene Ontology annotation, biological process: regulation of gene expression. Gene Ontology annotation, cellular component: nucleus; super elongation complex. The record is from RefSeq and is a predicted model, not a curated record. NCBI's taxonomy places the organism in Eukaryota, Metazoa, Chordata, Actinopteri, Cypriniformes, Cyprinidae.